AUGAGCAAAUUCUCCGACUACAAUUUCGCCGGUCAGAAAGCCCUGGUGCGCGUAGACUUCAACGUGCCGCUGGACAAACAAACUUUCGCCAUUACAGACGAUAACCGGAUGAGGGCCACCCUCCCUACCAUCAAAAAAAUAUUGAAAGACGGCGGCUCCGCCAUCCUGAUGAGUCACCUGGGCAGACCCAAAGAUGGCCCCGAAGACAAAUCUUCUUUACAACACCUGGUAAAACAUUUAAGUGAAUUGCUGGAUGGCGCCACCGUAUUGUUUGCCAACGACUGCAUCGGCGAGCAGGCUUACCUUACCGCCAAUAUGUUACGGGGCGGCGAAGUACUGUUGCUGGAAAACCUGCGUUUUUACAAAGAAGAAGAGAAGGGCGACGCAGCAUUUGCCGAAAAACUCAGCAAGCUGGGAGAUGUAUAUGUAAACGACGCAUUUGGUACCGCGCACCGCGCCCACGCUUCUACGGCAGUCAUUGCCCAGUUCUUUCCGGCCGACAAAAAAAUGUUUGGCCUGUUGAUGAACGCUGAAGUGGCCAGCGCAGAAAAGGUAAUGCACGAAACGCAAAAACCUUUUGUAGCCAUUAUCGGUGGCGCAAAAGUGUCUGAUAAAAUUCUUAUUAUAGAAAACCUGCUGGAAAGGGCUACCGAUAUCAUUAUCGGCGGGGGUAUGGCAUAUACCUUCAUGAAAGCGCAGGGCGGCAAAAUUGGUAAUUCACUCUGCGAGGAAGACCGUUUGCAAACCGCGCUGGAUCUGCUGAAAAAGGCAAGCGACAAAGGCGUGUGCAUUCACCUGCCAUCAGAUUCUAUUAUUGCAGAUAAAUUUGCUGCAGAUGCUCAAACAUCUACCGCGCCCAGCAACAAUAUACCAGAUGGCUGGCUGGGACUGGACAUUGGCCCCUCGGCCUGCGACCAAUUUUCCAAUGUCAUCAAAAAGUCUAAAACCAUUUUAUGGAACGGACCCAUGGGCGUUUUUGAAAUGGCCAAAUUUCAGCAUGGUACAAAGACCAUUGCUACUGCCGUGGCAGAGGCUACGCAGUCCGGUGCCUUUUCGCUGGUAGGUGGCGGUGAUUCUGUAGCCGCGGUAAACCAAUUUGGCUUUGCUGAAAAAGUAAGUUACGUAUCUACCGGCGGUGGUGCCUUACUUGAAUAUUUUGAGGGAAAAGUAUUGCCUGGUAUUGCAGCAAUAAAAGAGUAA
Ostertagia ostertagi is the source of this 1200-nucleotide messenger RNA. NCBI's taxonomy places the organism in Eukaryota, Metazoa, Nematoda, Chromadorea, Rhabditida, Trichostrongylidae. The record is from the annotation of a GenBank genome assembly.